AUGCACCCACCAAAUGAAGGCUCUAAAGAAAACCAAUCAAACUCAUCGUCUCCGACCACCGGUGAUCCGGUGAAUCCUCAGUAUCCCCUCCAUCAAAGCCACCAAGGACGUGAAGGACCUUGGUCCUCAGGCCUCUUCGACUGCCGUUCCGAUGUCAAAAAUUGUUGCAUAACAUGUUGGUGCCCCUGCAUCACUUUUGGACAGAUCGCUGAAAUUGUAGACAAAGGAACAAUAGGUUGUAAAACGAGUGGAGCAAUCUACUGCGUUGUUUCCUGCCUUAUUGGGUCUGUUCAUUCUUGUAUCUAUCGAACGAAACUAAGGCAUCAGUUUAUGUUAGAAGAGAAGCCUUGUAAUGAUUGUUUGGUACAUUAUUUUUGCGAGAGUUGUGCCCUUUGUCAAGAAUACAGAGAGCUCCAAAGCCGUGGAUUUGAUAUGUCUAUUGGAUGGCAUGAAAAUGUGCAGAGACAAAAUCGGAGAGAGGCAAUGGCAGCACAUAUUCCACCGGCGUUUGAAGGAGGGAUGAACCGAUAA
Molecule: messenger RNA, 531 nt
Organism: Jatropha curcas
Lineage: Eukaryota; Viridiplantae; Streptophyta; Magnoliopsida; Malpighiales; Euphorbiaceae
Product: protein PLANT CADMIUM RESISTANCE 7
Source: RefSeq, a predicted model, not a curated record